Dalotia coriaria is the source of this 2657-nucleotide messenger RNA. Its product is annotated as PDZ domain-containing protein 2-like. Lineage: Eukaryota; Metazoa; Arthropoda; Insecta; Coleoptera; Staphylinidae. Gene Ontology annotation, molecular function: protein binding. The transcript is spliced from 6 exons. Bases 314 to 2410 code for a protein of 698 amino acids. The record is from RefSeq and is a predicted model, not a curated record.
ACUGCACACCUGAGGCUACCUGCGUAGAAAAAAAGCGAGUGGUGCGCGGUGCGCAUGCGCCGCGAGCUUAGCAUGCUUGCGAUGCGUUUGCAAGCACAGCGACAACAGUCUUGUUGUGGACGCGCGCGCGUUGGGACUUUGUGAAAGAACCGCGCGAAUCGAUCGUGAUCAUGUGACUUAAUAAGCGUGAAGCAAUACUAAUUCUAUCGGCGAUAAGAAAUCAUUUUUAAAACUCACAGUGCUGAAGAUUGUUACUCGACGGUUUUAUAUGAAGUGAAGUUUUAAUCCCAGAAAUUUAUUAAAAAGCGAAAAGAUGCGAUGGUUUCGUAAGCAAGGCGACGCUCCGCGCUUGCUGAGCCUGUCGCCAUUGAGGACGGAUUCCCAUCGGCCGGAAGAUGCCCUCAUCGAGACACCGAAAUUAAGCGUGAGACAUGCACAUGCACACCGAUCUAGACUUGAUAUGUCCUUGGGAAGUUGGAGAAACUCCAGCAAUAAACACGAAACAAAUUUUUAUAAUGUUGAAGAGUCUAUGAUUAUUACCGAAAAAUCUCAUCGGAGGAGACAUAAAUCCCAACCACGAUGUGACUUUAAUAACCAAACAUCAGAAAAUAUAACCCCUAACACCAUGAAUACAUUUUCAAGUGGUGGGGGGUUCAGCCAUAGAGAAAAACGUAAUCCCCUGUUGGAUAGAGUUAAACACACGAGGUUAUCAUGUUUUAAAUCAUCAACACCUCUUGAUAACCUCACUAAUCCUUCAACAUCUGAUAAGAUAAUAAACCCACCUCCGGAUAUUACAAGACAUGAUUCAAUCAUCUCCACGAUACAUAAUGAUAAUGAUAAAUGUAAUAAUAUUAAACCUGUUGUAAGAAGUAGUAGAAGCACAAGUAGAACUUAUAUCAAAGAAGAUAGUGAUUAUGUUGAUGGUAAUAGUCCAGCUCCAAUGAAAACAAACCCAAUGGAGUGCUAUGACAGCCUCCCGAGAGUCUCCUGCCUGUCGUCAAAGUUGCGCGCAAUGUCCGAGCGUUAUCUGCAAUCGACGACGAAUAGAUUCAUCGCAAAGUUGUACAAGCCGGCCGAUGAUGAUCAGCCAUUAGCGACGUCGACGCCGAGCAAAGGCUAUCAGAGGUCUCGCGCCAAACUGCGCAGCUUCAGUUAUGGCGCGCUGCCCGGUUUGGAAGAGUUCCAAAAGAAGACGGUGAUCGAGUCCCAGAAGGCGGCGGCGGUGUUUGAUAACGACAACGAUAACGAUAACGAAGACGACGAUCAGGCGCUGCUCAUUGAUGGCGAGGACACUGACUCGGGGAUCCUUGUCACCGACUCCUCAUCCGCAAUGGAGAGCGAUAAUGGCGAUGGUGGUGAUUUAGACUUGCAGAUGAAGACGAGCAAAAAGCCGAGUGAGAGGAUUCCGAAUAUUACGAUGGUUGCACUGAAGAAGAGUGAACCCAGGGAGGAGUUGGGGAUUUUGAUUGCGCAGAAACAAUCACCGAUGAGAGGUUAUGUUGUUGCACAUAUUGUACCAGGGACCUUAGCUUACAGAGAAAACUCUUUAGCUGUUGGUGAUGAAAUAAUCAACGUCAACGAUCGUCUCUUAUCUAAUUUAACUGCUUCGGAAGCCCGUCAAACACUUAGUACCAACGCUUUAGAAGUCCAUCUUUUAAUAUCAAGAGAAAUUUCAAGUCCAAAUGUUCCCAGUCCUCACUACCCAUCACCUCCAAAACCCUCGGAAUCAAUAAUACAAGAAUCCCCUGUUGAUUAUGACCUUCAAAAAACAACCCCGGUAUCAAGAAGACAACACUACUUCCAAAAGAAUAGCAGCAGUCACAGUUCUCAUAAUAAAAUCCUUCGGAGAGCUGUUGUAAGCUAUUCAAACCACUCUAAACAUGGCGACUCUCCUUUUAACAAUAUUACACCACCUCCUCCAAUAAAUCCAUUGAAUAAAAAAACGCGGGAAGACAAUUUAGAUCAAUUACAAGUUUUCAACCCACAAAGUAAACUUAUCCGAUUAGAUAGUGAUUCAUUGGAUCAAGUGACCUCAACGAAUUUUUGUACACUUCCAAGAAGACCCAGGUCAUCAGUAUGCUCGUUUCAUACUGUUGUGUUGGAAAAAGGUCCCGGGAAGAAAUCACUUGGGUUUACUAUCGUUGGAGGAAGAGAUUCACCGAAAGGUGCGCUGGGGAUUUUUGUCAAGACAAUAUUGGCUAAUGGUCAAGCAGCUGAAGAUGGCAGAUUACAAGCAGGUGAUGAAAUCCUAGCUGUCAAUGGUCAAGUCUGUCAUGAUAUCUCACAUGCUGAUGCUGUGCUACUUUUCAAGACAAUUAAAUCAGGACCUAUUGCUUUGCAUGUCUCACGUCGUAAAACAAAAACGAGUAACAAAGCAAAAUCCUGUACUGAUUUGAUGACAACUCCAUAACUCAAAUUAAUUUUUAAAUUAUGAAAAAUUAAUUUUUGAGUUUUAUGAAAAAAAUAUGAUUUAUAUUAAAUACUGCCCUGUUAUUUUUGUAAUUUUUACGUGCUCAAUUUAUAUUAUUGUAAAUUUUCUAUUUAUUCUGCCAAAUAUUCUAUUGUAAAUGUGGUUUUUGUGAUAAAGUCAUUUUUAAAUACUUUUAUAUUUAAUUUUGUAAAUAUUCUAAAAUUUAUAAAUAUCUAUAUAUAUAAAA